This is a messenger RNA of Plasmodium inui San Antonio 1, 1299 nucleotides long. RefSeq lists its product as hypothetical. Lineage: Eukaryota; Apicomplexa; Aconoidasida; Haemosporida; Plasmodiidae. The record is from RefSeq and is a predicted model, not a curated record. Bases 1 to 1299 code for a protein of 432 amino acids. The transcript has a single exon.
AUGAAGACGCUAGUUCUUGCCACAGCGACCUAUGGAUUCCUACUGAAGGAAUGUCUAAACAAUGUAAUACUUCCAACUGAGCAUGUAUGCGAUUUCGCGUUCAAUCCACAUAGUAGCAUCAAGCCCGUGUUGAAAGGACCAAAUGAACAAGAUGAAGAAGUUUGGUGCAGCGUACAUAACCCAGGUUUCACAGACUACGUAGCAAUGGUGUGUCCAAAAAAAAAAGCUGGAGACUACACCGAAUUGGAAGAUGUGCCAGCUACCUGUUUUACCAAACAUCUAUACUCUCCAUAUGAUGCAGAAGCAAAUGAAAAAGAUAUGCAACUCCUAGAAUUAGAUCAAACAUUGUCCAUAAACAAAACAUUUAAAGAUUUUGUAUUAAAGAUGCUGAUCAUCCCAGGGUAUUAUAAGCACAACAAAACAAUAUAUUGUAGAUGCGACAACAGGAAAACGAAGAAAGGUGAGGCACCUGGUAAAAUAGAACAAGGAAAAGUAGGACUAGUAAAAAUUGUCUUGAACAAAAAAAACAAGAAACCCAGGGGAAUCGAUUUUACCGAUUCUGAUGAGUUACAUCAGACAGACAUAGAGCAAGAUGGGAAUAAAAGAAUAAUUAAAGUCAAGGAAAAUGAUAUUAUUCAUUUUAAGUUUAAGCCCACUCAAAAAGUGAAAAUGACGCAAGACGAAAAUCUUAUUAACCUCAAGUAUAGCAUUCUACAAGAUCGCCUUCUAAAUCUCAGAUUUCCUGCCGUGUUUUUAUCUACAGAAAACUGUGUGAUUACAGUUAGCGAAACAGCAAAACCAAAUGUAGAAAUUAUUAUGAAGUUGCAGAAAACAGAAAGUAUAGAUGGGUGUGAUUUCACCAAAUCGGCAGGGAAGGGAGAUUAUCAAGAUGGGUUUGUCUUAGCAGAUAUUAAAUCAAAUGAAAAAAUUUGUUCUGUACAUAUCGGAUCCAGCAAGAAGAAAAUUUCUGCAGGUAUUAAGUGCCCCUAUAAAUUAACCCCUACCUACUGUUUUAGACACGUUUUACAUGAAAAAGACGUCAACGGGGUGAAGUCUUAUCACCCCUUCUUGUUAACCGAUGUUUUGGGAACCCUCGAUGUCGAGUUCUACAGCAAUGCACAAGAGGGAUCGUAUCUAAUCGGAUUGCCAACCAGACCACAAAAAUAUUCUGUUGUGAGAUGCGUUUGUGAGCAUAAUGGAAAGACUGGAAUUAUGGAACUCAGGAUUGCCUCUUCUUCCGGAUGGACUUUCCUCAGCCUCACCUUGAUGCUUCUCCUCAUCGCUCUUCUUUACGCGUGA